This is a messenger RNA of Mus musculus (house mouse), 1416 nucleotides long. RefSeq names its product insulin-like growth factor binding protein 2 (gene Igfbp2). The transcript has 5 exons. Gene Ontology annotation, cellular component: extracellular region; non-collagenous component of basement membrane; apical plasma membrane. Lineage: Eukaryota; Metazoa; Chordata; Mammalia; Rodentia; Muridae. Gene Ontology annotation, biological process: female pregnancy; response to steroid hormone; response to estrogen. The record is from RefSeq and is marked validated. Gene Ontology annotation, molecular function: receptor ligand inhibitor activity; insulin-like growth factor binding; insulin-like growth factor I binding. Bases 628 to 1104 code for a protein of 158 amino acids.
GAAAGAAGGCAAGGAGGCGUCUCCCGCAUUCGUCUGGGCCGUGCCACCUGCCCGCUAGCUCGCUGCACUACCGUUGCCCACAAGCCAACAUGCUGCCGAGAUUGGGCGGCCCCGCGCUGCCGCUGCUCCUGCCGUCGUUGCUCUUGCUGCUGCUCUUGGGCGCGGGCGGCUGCGGCCCCGGGGUGCGCGCCGAGGUGCUGUUCCGCUGCCCACCCUGCACGCCCGAGCGUCUGGCCGCUUGCGGGCCCCCACCCGACGCGCCCUGCGCCGAGCUGGUGCGAGAGCCCGGCUGCGGCUGCUGCUCCGUGUGCGCACGGCAGGAGGGCGAAGCAUGCGGCGUCUACAUCCCGCGCUGCGCCCAGACGCUACGCUGCUAUCCCAACCCGGGCUCCGAGCUGCCCCUGAAGGCGCUUGUCACAGGCGCGGGUACCUGUGAAAAGAGACGCGUGGGCACCACCCCACAGCAGGUUGCAGCGGUGGGCGUGCUGCUGGCUGCCGCGCACAGGUGACACUGCAGACCUCGGGUGAGAAAAGAUCGAAUGGAGAAGCUCCUUCCUUCUGGCGUUGGGAGACAGUGAUGACGACCACUCUGAGGGAGGCCUGGUGGAGAACCACGUGGAUGGGACCAUGAACAUGUUGGGAGGUGGUAGCAGUGCUGGCCGGAAGCCCCUCAAGUCAGGCAUGAAGGAGCUGGCUGUGUUCCGGGAGAAGGUCAAUGAACAGCACCGGCAGAUGGGCAAGGGUGCCAAACACCUCAGUCUGGAGGAGCCCAAGAAGUUGCGCCCGCCUCCCGCCAGGACCCCUUGCCAGCAGGAGUUGGACCAGGUCCUGGAGCGGAUCUCCACCAUGCGCCUUCCGGAUGAUCGGGGCCCCCUGGAACAUCUCUACUCCCUGCACAUCCCCAACUGUGACAAGCAUGGCCGGUACAACCUUAAGCAGUGCAAGAUGUCUCUGAACGGACAGCGCGGGGAGUGCUGGUGUGUGAACCCCAAUACCGGGAAGCCCAUCCAGGGAGCUCCCACCAUCCGGGGAGACCCCGAGUGCCAUCUCUUCUACAACGAGCAGCAGGAGACUGGUGGGGCCCAUGCCCAAAGUGUGCAGUAAACCCCAGCCAGUCGGUGCCUGGCUUCCCCAUCCCGAACACCAGCAGAAAUGGAGGGCGUCAGGGUGACGGGUGUGGAGGAGUUCCCAGUUUUGACACAUGUAUUUAUAUUUGGAAAGAGACCAACACUGAGCUCAGAAGCCCCCCUCUGACCCCCCCCAGCGGCUGUUAAGCUGAACCUCCCUUGCUUCUGUUAGAGAGGGGAAGGGUGGUAUGGAGGGCACUGGGUACAGGCCUGGGAAUGGGGAAAGAAAUUUUUAUUUUUGAAUCCCUGUGUCUCUUUUACUUAAGAUUAAAGGAAGGAAAAAUAAAAA